This is a messenger RNA of Ilyonectria robusta, 1236 nucleotides long. Its product is annotated as ATP-dependent RNA helicase. Gene Ontology annotation, molecular function: RNA helicase activity; ATP binding; RNA binding. Bases 108 to 1043 code for a protein of 311 amino acids. Gene Ontology annotation, biological process: mRNA export from nucleus; mRNA splicing, via spliceosome. The transcript has 4 exons. NCBI's taxonomy places the organism in Eukaryota, Fungi, Ascomycota, Sordariomycetes, Hypocreales, Nectriaceae. The record is from RefSeq and is a predicted model, not a curated record.
GUGACAUUAUUUGCCAGGCCAAGUCUGGUCUCGGAAAGACUGCCGUCUUCGUUCUCGCCACUCUUCAGCAGGUUGAGCCUGUCAAUGGAGAGGUCUCCGUUGUGGUCAUGUGCCACACUCGUGAGCUGGCCUACCAGAUUCGCGACGAGUACAACCGCUUCAGCAAGUACAUGCCCGACAUCAAGACCGGCGUCUUCUACGGUGGUACCCCCAUCAAGCAGGAUAUCGAGACUCUCAAGAACAAGGAGACCUGCCCUCACAUCAUUGUCGGCACUCCCGGCCGUCUCAAGGCCCUCGUCCGCGACAAGGCUCUCCGCCUCGGAAGCGUCCGCAUCUUCGUUCUCGAUGAGUGCGACAAGAUGCUCGACCAGCCCGACAUGCGUACCGAUGUCCAGGAUGUGUUCCGUGCCACUCCUCAGCAGAAGCAGGUGAUGAUGUUCUCGGCCACUCUGUCCGAGGAGGUCAAGCCCAUUUGCAAGAAGUUCAUGCAGAACCCUACUGAACACUACGUCGAUGAGGAUACCAAGCUCACCCUGCACGGUCUCCAGCAGUACUACAUCAAGCUGGAGGAGAGGGAGAAGAACCGCAAGCUCAAUGAGCUUCUUGAUGACCUCCAGUUCAACCAGGUCAUCAUCUUCGUCCGAAGCACUGUCCGUGCUACUGAGCUCGACAAGCUCCUCCGAGAGUGCAACUUCCCCUCAAUUGCUGUCCACUCUGGAGUCAGCCAGGAAGAGCGUAUCCGUCGCUACAAGGAGUUCAAGGAGUUCAAGAAGCGUAUCUGUGUUGCCACCGACGUGUUCGGCCGAGGUAUCGAUAUCGAGCGUAUCAACCUGGCUAUCAACUACGAUCUGUCCAACGAUGCCAGCUCCUAUCUGCACCGAGUCGGUCGUGCCGGUCGUUUCGGUACCAAGGGUCUGGCCAUCUCCUUUAUCAGCACCGAUCAGGACCAGGAGGUCCUCAAGGAGAUUGAGAAGCGAUUCGAGGUCGCCCUUCCUGAAUUCCCCAAGGAGGGUGUUGACGCCAGCACGUACAUGGCGUCCUAGAGGACCAGUUGGUGUUUUGGUGUAGUUUUGCAACGACAUGAGUCAAUCUCUUUCGCUACCAGGCGCUCGAGAGGUUAGGGAUCUGGAAGAAUGGUAUCAAGACAUCGAGGGGGCGAAAGGGAAAAGUUGCGAAAUGUCCAACUUGAUUGCUUGUAUUGAGUAGUUCGUUAUCUGAAGUGAUUCUGUGGAAACC